Messenger RNA from Pollicipes pollicipes, 955 nucleotides. Its product is annotated as proteasome subunit alpha type-6. The coding region runs from base 155 to 895 and encodes 246 amino acids. The record is from RefSeq and is a predicted model, not a curated record. The transcript has 8 exons. Gene Ontology annotation, biological process: ubiquitin-dependent protein catabolic process. NCBI's taxonomy places the organism in Eukaryota, Metazoa, Arthropoda, Thecostraca, Pollicipedomorpha, Pollicipedidae. Gene Ontology annotation, cellular component: proteasome core complex, alpha-subunit complex; proteasome core complex.
UGGCAGCAAUCGGAAAAUUUCCUUCGUAGAGUUUUGCUCAGUCAUUGUGGCGCAGGUGGCCUGUAAACCUUGCUGUAAACUGUACUAGAUGUGACUGGGUGCGUGCGCCGGCAUUUUCAUCUCUGAUCUUUGUAGGCUCUGUGGAUAAGGAAGCAUGUCUCGCGGAAGCAGCGCAGGAUUUGAUCGCCACAUUACUAUAUUUUCUCCUGAGGGUAGGCUCUACCAAGUAGAGUAUGCCUUCAAGGCUGUCAACCAGGGAGGCCUCACUUCCAUAGCCCUCAAGGGAGAAGACACCGCCGUUGCUGUCACACAGAAGAAGGUCCCGGACAAGCUGUUCGAUGCCUCUACCAUCACGCACAUGUUCAAGAUUACCAAGCACGUCGGCUGUGUGAUGACCGGAAUGACAGCCGACUCAAGGGCCAUGGUGCAGCGGGCGCGCAUCGAGGCGGCCAACUGGCGCUACAAGUACGGCCACGACAUCCCCGUGGACAUGCUCUGCAAGCGCAUGGCCGACAUAUCGCAGGUGUACACACAGAACGCCGAGCUACGCCCGCUGGGCUGCUGCAUGACGCUGAUCGCCUACGACGACGAGCUGGGACCGUGCGUGUACAAGGCGGACCCGGCCGGCUACUUCUGCGGCUUCCGCGCCUGCAGUGUCGGCGUCAAGCAGACCGAGGCCAACGCCUUCCUCGAGAAGAAGCUCAAGAAGAAGACGGACUUUGACCACACAGAGGCCAUUCAUCUGGCUAUCACGGCGCUCUCGUCCGUGCUGUCGGCCGACUUCAAGCCCACGGAGAUCGAGGUAGCCGUCGUCUCCAAAGAUCAGCCCGAGUUCAGGACGCUGACAGAGGCAGAGAUCGACGCGCACCUGACGACCAUCGCCCAGAACGACUGAGCGGGCUGACUGCCGACCGCGCCGCGCUCGUCUCACCUCAAUACACUGUUCUGUUCUGGC